Messenger RNA from Kwoniella botswanensis, 426 nucleotides. RefSeq lists its product as uncharacterized. NCBI's taxonomy places the organism in Eukaryota, Fungi, Basidiomycota, Tremellomycetes, Tremellales, Cryptococcaceae. The record is from RefSeq and is a predicted model, not a curated record. Gene Ontology annotation, molecular function: RNA binding. The transcript has 4 exons. The coding region runs from base 1 to 426 and encodes 141 amino acids.
AUGCAAAACGAUACAGCCGUGAACCUACCUUCCGGGUCAAAUAAGAAGAAUACGGUGUACGUAGCUGGAUUAGCACCAGAGGUGAACGCGGAUCAGCUAUUAGCUGCUUUUGUAACAUUCGGUGAUAUAAUCGAUAUCAAAAUCCCACAUGAAAUCCAUGAUCAAUCGAAACAUCGUGGAUUCGCUUUUAUAACAUUCUCUCACCCCUCCGACGCUCAAGAUGCUAUUGAUAAUUUCGAUUUAAACGAAUUACCUGGAUAUCAAGGUCGAGGUAAAUUUUUGAAAUGCAGUUUGGCCAAUCCAGAUAGGUUCGCUAGUGAAGGUGGUGGAAGUGGAAGGUUCGAUAAAGCCAUCUGGGCAACGGAUCAAUGGCAGCAAGCUCACGGUGAGAAACCAAGAGAUGAAGUUGAGGUCGAAGGACAGUGA